Messenger RNA from Anopheles cruzii, 1880 nucleotides. Its product is annotated as matrix metalloproteinase-2-like. Gene Ontology annotation, biological process: extracellular matrix organization; proteolysis; collagen catabolic process. The transcript has 8 exons. Lineage: Eukaryota; Metazoa; Arthropoda; Insecta; Diptera; Culicidae. The record is from RefSeq and is a predicted model, not a curated record. Gene Ontology annotation, cellular component: extracellular matrix. The coding region runs from base 1 to 1725 and encodes 574 amino acids. Gene Ontology annotation, molecular function: zinc ion binding; metalloendopeptidase activity.
AUGCUGGUAGGAACGGAUUAUGACGACCGCUGGACUCGUGGGGCGAUUCCCACACUUUGCGUGUUUGCGGUUCCUUUUUGCCUUAUCGCCUGCUCGAUUAUGCUGCCAGCCAACGGUGCGCCCGCGGUGCCGGCGAAAGAAAUGCUCGAUUUUAUGCGCCGCUUCGGGUAUCUAGAGAAAGGGCCGACGCAAGCCGAAGCCCUGUACAGCGCAGAGGCGAUCGUGGACGCCAUCCGGCACGUGCAGAAGUUCGGGAACUUGCCCCAAACCGGCGUCCUGGAUCGUCGCACUCUACAGCUAAUGUCCGCGCCACGGUGCGGCGUGGUCGACGUGAUGCAGCACGAUCAAUCAUUGCGCCAUCGGCGAUACGUGAUCGGUUCGGAGAGCUGGCGGAAGCGGCGCAUAACGUACUUCAUAGCGAAUUGGUCGAGCAAGGUCGGCGAAGAGUCGGUGGCCAGGUUUAUGGCCAAAGCGUUCGGCGAGUGGAGCAAGUACAGCAAUCUGCGUUUCGUGCGAGUUUACGACCCAUCGGCGGACAUCAUAGUCGGUUUUGGUAGCGGUCAUCAUGGCGACAAUUACCCGUUCGAUGGUCCGGGCAAUAUACUGGCCCACGCCUUCUAUCCGUACGAGAUGAACGCUUACGGCGGUGACAUCCACUUUGACGAAGACGAGAAUUGGAAGGAAAACUCGACGCACCUUAGUGAGGGGGUUGAUUUCUACUCGGUGGCCAUUCACGAGCUGGGUCAUUCGCUGGGUCUUGCGCAUUCGCCCGUCUACUCGUCGCUAAUGUUCCCGUACUACAAAGGCAUCACGCAAGGGACGCUCGACUAUGACGACAUUCUGGCCAUGUACCAACUGUACAUACAAAACCGACACAUAACGGAGGAUCCUGACUGGCUGUACACCACGGAAAUGACUCCGGAGAUCACGGAGGGAAUCACUGUAACGCCUGCCCCUCGACUGCCAGAUCUGGAGGUCGAGGCCGAUGGACACGUCCCAUCCAGUAGCACCACCGAGGUGUACAACGUUCCGAUCACAUACGUCGGGGACUACGAGACGGUUGACGAUCACAUUAUUCGCCAUCAUUCGCCGCCACCGAUUACGCAGGCACCGGAACCCCACCCGAUUCCGGACAUCUGUAGCGGCAGUUUCGAUGCGAUCGGUUUGUUGCGUGGAGAAGUGUUUAUUUUCAAAGGACCAUACCUGUGGCGGCUGACCGAAAAGUAUCGCAUAAAGGAAGGCUAUCCGGUGCAGAUUUGGCAAGUGUUCCGUGGUUUCCCCCAAACGGUCACUCACAUUGACGCAGUGUACGAGCGCUUGGACGAUAAUGCGAUCGUCCUGUUUUCCGGUCGCUAUUACUGGGUGUUCGAUGCACUGAACUAUCUCCAGCCGGAAGUGCGUCCCAUAACGGAUUUUGGAUUGCCGGAGGAUCUCAAACGCCUCGAUGCGGCCUUGGUCUGGUCCAAAAAUGACAAAACAUACUUCUUCGCGGGUGAUCAGUUCUGGCGGUACAAUGAUACGGCCGGCGAGAUGGAUGAAGGCUACCCGUUGUCGAUGGAUCGGUGGUUUGGCAUUCCGAGCAAUAUUGACGGCGCGACUGCAGUUGCUAGUGGCAAAACUUACUUUUUCAAAGGCAACUUCUAUUGGCUGUACAACGAUCAACGAGUUCGCCCAGAACGCGGAUACCCUCGAAGGACAGGACAGAUUUGGCUUGGUUGUAGAUAAACAUCAUGGCUGAAUGGGCUGAUGAAUAAAAAGACAGAUUAAAUUAAUUAUUAGUAGCUAUUGCAUGCAUUUGAAAAUAGUUCUUAAUUUUAACACCAAAGCAAACUGCCAGUAUAAAUAAGUUUUCAGUUUUCUAUCAAUUACUUUUAAAUAUA